Molecule: messenger RNA, 4231 nt
Organism: Crotalus tigris (Tiger rattlesnake)
Lineage: Eukaryota; Metazoa; Chordata; Lepidosauria; Squamata; Viperidae
Product: apoptosis-inducing factor 3-like
Exons: 18
Coding region: 102-2222 (706 amino acids)
Cellular component (GO): cytoplasm
Molecular function (GO): flavin adenine dinucleotide binding; 2 iron, 2 sulfur cluster binding; oxidoreductase activity, acting on NAD(P)H
Source: RefSeq, a predicted model, not a curated record
CCAGGUUGGAUGCGCGAGGAAGGAACGGGCUGCUUGGCAGGCGCGCCCCGUCCCCUCUUCUGUUCCGAGACGCCGCCGCCGCCGCCCUGUGUCCCUUCCCGAUGGCAGCGCCAACGCCAAGCCCCGUCUCAGCCCAGAAGAUGGAUGGAGCAGACACUCUGGUCACCCAGCAUGUCUGCCGCGAAGAUGAGCUCCAUGACGGAGAGAUGCGGGAGGUCGAGGUGGCUGGAUGCCCAGUGCUGCUGGUGAGGGAGGGCCUGGACCUCCGAGCGCUGGGCGGCAGAUGCCCUCAUGCCGGAGCCCCACUCUGCAAAGGCUACUUGGUAAAGGGCCGGUUGCGUUGCCCCUGGCACGGUGCCUGCUUCAGCACCAAGACUGGCGACAUUGAAGAAUAUCCCACCCUGGACUGUCUGUCUGUUUUCCAAGCAACCGUGAAGGAAGGGCAGGUGUACGUCUCAGCCAGGCUGAAGGAUCUUGAAAGUGGCCGCAGAGUGAAGCCCAUGGCCAGGGAGUGCCAGCUGGACCACCAGACCGCUCUGUUGCUGGGAGCAGGCCCGGCAGCCCUGACCUGCGCUGAAACUCUUCGGCAAGAGGGCUUCACCGGCAGGAUCAUCAUGGCCACCUGGGAGAACCACCUUCCCUACGACAAGACAAAGUUGACCCAGGACUUGGGUGCUCCAGCAGAGAGCCUCUAUCUGCGAAGUCAGAGUUUCUUGGAUGCCCACAACAUUGAGGUCUGGAAGCAGAGAGAGGUGGUGUCUGUGGAUCCCGCAGGAAAAAUGGCCCACUUCCGGGAUGGGACAUCCCAGGCGUACAGCAGCCUGCUGAUUGCCACGGGCUGUAGCCCUCGGAAGCUCCAGUGCCCGGGCUGCAGCCUGGGGAAUGUCUGCACACUCCUCACCCCUGAAGAUGCCAACUGGAUCCUGGCCUGGGCCUUGGGCAAGACCGUGGUGAUUGUGGGAGCCUCUUUCAUUGGGAUGGAGGUAGCCGGCAACCUGGUUGGCAAAGCAGCCCAGGUCCAGGUGGUGGAGAAGGAAGAGCGGCCCUACCAGCUGACCCUGGGAGGUCAGGUGGGCACCGUGGCCAUGAAGAUGCUCGAAGCCCAGGGAGUUCUGUUCCACCUGAAGACAGAUGUGGCCCAGAUGCAGGGAGAGAAUGGGAAGGUCACCAACGUCAUUCUUAGCAAUGGUUCUGUUCUCCCUGCGGACUUGGUGGUGGUGGGCAUUGGCAACACUCCAAAUACCAGUUUUGUCCAGGGAAGCUCCAUCAAGCUUGACCGCACAGGGUCCAUCCUGGUGGACCUGUUCAUGAAAACCAGCGCUCCGUCUGUCUUUGCUGCUGGGGACGUGGCCUCCUUUCCUGUGGCUCUGGCUGGUGGCAAGUCCACACCCAUCUACCACUGGCAGAUUGCCCAAGCCCAUGGUACCCCCCUCUUUCGAGCUAGACUUUGGCUAUGGGGCAGAGGGGGCCCAACCGGCGGCAGCCAAUCCCACCCCAAGCUGAAAAGGGUGGCUUGUGGGUCCCAGAAAAAGAGCAGAUCACGGGUCUGGUUGGGCCCUGAACCAGCCCCGGCUGGGGGCUUGUCCAAAUGGGGCACUCAGCCAUCAUCGACCCUCUCGGGGGCAACCUUGGCUCAAGCGCAGGGGAGCAGGGGACAGGCGAAGCCCUCCGGCCCCUGCAGUCCCAGAGCGAGGCUGGGCUGGGUCUCUCCAUGUGUGGCGCAGGGAGACUCGGCUGAGCCCAGGGCUGCACUCUCUGCCGACCCUUCUGCAUGGGCCUGGCUUAGUCCCUGCCCCCCCCCUCCUCCCAGGCCUUCCAAGCGCUUGAGCCAGCCAGCUUCCUGGGUUCCUUGUCCCACAAGGGGGGCAGACGGUCUGUCUCUCUCCUGCCCAGGACGCGUGGCGGCCCUGAACAUGCUGUCCAGGCAGAGGCCGCUCCACACGGUGCCCUUCUUUUGGACCAAGCUGCAGUCAAAGACCAUCCGCUAUGCAGGUUACGGGACGGGCCACACGGAGACGGUGCCGGAAGGUGACCUGGGCCAGGAGAGCUUCCUCCUCUUCUACCUGAGGGAUGGCUGGGUGACCGCAGUGGCCAGCCUGAACUGUGACCCCCUGGUGGCCGUGGUAGCUGAGACCCUAUACUCGGGGAGACGCAUCUCCAAGCAAGAGGCAGAGACCAUGAUGGAGGCCAAAGAGCUGCCAAAGAGAGAGCCACCCCAAUAGUCUGCCCACUGCUUGGGGAUCACAGGCAGACGCAUCCCCUCAUCGGGCUGAAAUAAACCGAGGUCAAGAAAAUUGCAACUUCGUUCCCUUUCUUCUGAAACUUGAGCUGGGGCCGCUGACCACCAGCAGGCUUUCAGCUUUGCUCGGGCCUCGAGGCUCCAAGGCAGCACCCCCAAGAUAUGCGGACUUCUUUAACUCUCAGAAUCCCCCAGCCAGUCAUGUUGAAGUCCAUCCAUCUUCAAGGCUAGGAAGCUCUGCUGGGGGGGGGGGGAAGGUGCCAGACGCAUGGCCCAUUGGAGGUCACUUCCAACUCCCUCCGGCUGGAACAGCCCACUUCUCAAACCCUUUCUCUGUUAAGGAAGAGGCUAAAAGCAAUGAAGAGACCACGUCAUUUGUACCUGCGGUCCUGGGGGCAAUCCCGCUGCAGGGGGAAUUGGGGGCCAGAUGGACCAGGAGCAACCAAGCCCCAAGGAGGGGGGGCAGAGGAAAGGUUGUGAAAGCUGUUCCUGUCCAUGCACGCUCUAUGUUCCUUCCUGGCUUAGAAUGAAGGAAGCAGGGACCCUCCCCCGAAUCCCAGGCAGAGCCAGAAUCCCCCCAGCCACAGCAGCCCUCUCAAGGCACUCCCCUUGGCCACCAGCUUCCACAGCCCAGCAGUUCCAUGCUCGGCCGGCAGAUGGAGUGACCAUCCUGGCAUUGCUCCACAGGCUGGAGGGCACCGACUCCUGAAUGUCAGGGAAGUCUAUCCUCUGCCCUCCUGCCCCCCCCCAAAGGUUGUCUGGGGACACAGGAAAAGGCAGAGAUGGGCCAGGACCACUUCUCUUGUCUCAAUUUGGCUUACAGGCUCCUGCCUAGGUCCUGGAGCCCCCCCAAUGCUGGGCAGAUGGGGAAACAGGAUCACACACACCCCCGUUUCCUCUCAGCCCCACCCAGCAAAACCUGCCUCUUCCUGUAUUGCCCUGGCCUGGGAAUCAGAGUGAGCACCAGGGUGCAGCAAGGGAUCAACUGGCUAAACCCAUCGUGCGCUUCCGGUCAGCAAGAGGAAGCAGCUGCCCCUCACUCCUCAGCUGCUGCUGCUGUGAUGGGGCAAAGGGGCUCUGAGGGUCCCACUGGCAGCUCCAGAGGGAGAUCUGGGGGGGGGGGAGACAGGUUCAGUUGAAAGCCCCAGGCCUCUGCCCAGCAACGAAGAGAUCCAAAGAAUGCAGAAGGAAAGGAGGCCAAGCUCUUUGGCCAAGAGAGCAGCCACCCAGGCCCCACACUGAUCCACAGAGCCGAGCUCUGACCGGGCCUGUGGGGAAGCCACGGGCAGAGGCAACAGGCCAAGGCCUGACUGGGCGGGGUGGGCCAUGGGGCAACGCAGCAGCCGCCCAUUUGCAGCUGUCCAACGAGGCCGGUCUCCGAAAGGGCCGGCUGGAGAGCCCUGGAAAUCCGGUGUGGGUGUGGGGAGCUCUGGAGAAGGAGAGGACAGCAGGCCGGCUUACCUGUCGGGGACUGGUCCAGCUGUAGGGCCCGGGCUGCCUCCAUCCAUCCAUCCAUGCGCAGGCCGGCCGGCCCUGGGCGAGAGCAGCUACGGCCAACAGUUCUUCAACUGGCAGCUUUAGUUGCUGGAGGGGACGUAAAGCGUGCCACCGAAGAACUGCUGCGCGGCAGCCAAGGGGGCCGGAGCGCCAGGCUGGGGGGCAAGGGGGGCGCCGUUAGAGCGGAGGGAAGGGGCCGGGUCCGCCUCCCCAACCUGCAGAGAGACCAGCGACCGCUUCCGCCCCAGACGCCGCCCGCCUGAGUCAUCGCAGAAGGUGCCGGUCUCGGGGCUCCUCCGCAGCCCUGGACCCGCUGGGGCUCCGGGGAGACCCGCCGCCCGCGCGUAACGGGGAGGGGAGCCCUGGCAGGGCCGCGCUCACCCCGACGCGCAUUCCCCGCGCGCCUGCUCCGGAUGCUCCGCAUUCCAGCCGUCUGCCGGCCCCUCCGGCAGCGCUGAACUUCGGCCCAAGGACGGGCAGGCGCUCCGCCCCGCC